UUAUUACGUCACCAUAAUCGUACUAUCGAUAUUGAUUUAUUACUUCGAUGUAUUAUCGAUUGUACAUAGUAUUAACCUUACUUCGGGUGUUUACUUGUCAUCUUAUAGAUAGUAUAGUAGAAGUCAACACAGAUACCUCAUGCAAUUAUAUUGAUAUAUAAUUAAGGAUUAUAUAUCCAAUUUAAUAAAGUUAAUCUUAGUGUAAUUAAUUUACGUUUUAGUGUUUACGCAAAAGUCUUCCGAUAACCUCUAUAUCCAACAGGCUAUGGGCCCAGGCUUAUACAAAUAACUGCGAGUAAUUGGACGUUAUAUCGAAAAGACAUUUUGAGGUUAAGUAAUUAAUUAGCAUGUGUUGUGAUAUAUAAAAUCCGGUGAUACACGAUGUCACAAAUAAGUACUGUGAACUCUACGAGGAUAGAAAUGCUAUCCAAAGAUAACUACGACACAUGGUGUUUACAAGCUGAAGCAUUAUUGGUCAAAAAUGACACGUGGGGCUAUGUUAGUGGUCAAAUCCCUAAACCACCGACGCCGGCAGGUGACGAAGCUGAGAAAGCUAAAAUGUAAACAGCACUAGAUGUGUGGACGAAUGGAGAUAGAAAAGCUAAAGCUGAUUUAAUAUUAUCAAUCAGUCCAUCAAAGCUCAAACAAAUACGUGGAUGUGAAACGCUACAAGCAGUUUGGAAAAAGCUCGAAUCUAUCUUUGCAUCCACUGGUCCAGCUCGUAAGGCAAGUCUGCUUAAACAGCUCAUACUUCAAAAAUUAGUUGAGGGUGACGAUGUACGAGAACAUAUAAAGAAAUUUGGUGAUGUUGUCGACAAGCUAGAAGCCAUGGAUCUAGUCAUUUCAAAAGAUUUGUUAAGUAUUAUGCUUCUAUAUAGUCUCCCGGAAUCAUAUGAAAAUUUUCGAUGUGCUGUUGAAACUCAAGACGAACUGCUUGAUUGUGAAAAAUUAAAAGUGAAAAUACUUGAAGAACCUGAAGCUCGUAAACAAGCUGUUAAAGAACCUGUAUCUGGUGUAUUGGUUGUAACCAAAAAUAACACCCAAAAGUUUGGAAAUAAUAAAAAUUAUCAACAAAAUAAUUAUGAUAAUGGUGAAAAUAAGAAAUUUCCAUUUCGACGUAGCAAGUGUCGAAAAUUAGACCAUCGUGCAGCUGAUUGCCGUUCAAAACGUCAAGUACGAAAUAAUAGAACUGAUAAAAAUUCAUUUUAUGCAAUGUCCAAUAAAACCGAAGCUGUGAUGAGGUUGAAGCAGUAGAUCUACAAAGUAGCUGGUGUCUCGAUAGCGGCUGUACAUCACAUCUAUGUCGUGAUAAAAAUAAUUUUGACAAAUUGACUGCAACUGAUCGUGGAAGGUUGAAUUUAGCAUCCAAUUCAUCAACUGAAGUAAAAGCUAAAGGUACUGUCCAAAUACAAGCUUCCGUAGGAGCGGAUACAAGUUAGAGACAAACAUGGCGAUGUCCGACUAAUAGCCGAUAGAAUAGGCGAUCUUUAUUAUCUUCGACAAUCAAGGGAAUCAGUCCAUGUGGCAGAGUCUUCAACUGAAAUGCAGAUGUGGCAUGAACGUUUGGGUCAUCUCAAUUUCAAUGAUCUAAGGCAAAUGGUCAAUAAAAACGUGGCAACGGGCAUUAAGUUCAAAAUAGGUGAACGUCAAUCCUGUAAAAUCUGCUUGAAAGGCAAAUUAUCAACGUUACCGUUUCCUGAAAGGGCUACGAAAUGUAAGAGACCACUAAAGACAGUUCACUCGGAUAUCUGCGGUCCCAUGCGGACAGAAUCAAAUGGACGAGGAAAGUAUUUUGUAACUUUCAUUGAUGAUUACUCACGUUGGUGUGAGGUAUAUAUUCUCAAAACUAAAAGUGGCGUUUUUCAGGCAUUUCGAAGUUAUCAAAAUCUUGUUGAAAAACAAACAGAAUGUCAAAUCAAGGCCCUACAGUUCGAUAAUGGCAAGGAGUACUGUUCCAAUAUAUUUGCUGGGUAUCUCCGAUCACACGGAAUUAAGAGAAGAUUCUCUGCACCGUAUACACCACAACAAAAUGGUGUGAAUGAAAGAAAGAAUAGGACGUUAGUAGAAAUGGCUAGAUGCAUGGUACUACAAUCAAGUUUACCAUCUUCGUUUUGGGCUGAAGCUAUAUUAUGGCACGCCAAAGUGAUGUCUGAGGAGCGUGUCAUAGCUAGUCGUUUAUUGCAAGCAGCAGAAAAUGUUUCACAUGAAGAAACAGCAGAGGAAAAAAAUUUUACUUCAUUGGUAAGAGAUACACGCAGAUGCUUUAGAAGAAAUGAAGUCGCUUCUAGCCCUAGCAGAGGUCGGAAAAGGAAAAGAACUUUUAAAAAGAAAGUAGUUUUGAUGAAACUAGCUCAUGCUGAUUUUUUUCCGUCAAAUUCCGAGCUCAAAUUCUUAAAACAAAGAGGUCUAGGAGAACCUGAUACAUGUCUCGAAAUAGGAAGAGAAGAGUCCUCAGUGGAAAUAAUGGAAAACAUAAUUUCAUUAUUCAAUUCUCAUAUCCAAAAUUUAUUACGUAUGUGCGGAUUUAAGUUGGCGAAGUCUGACAGAUCUAAACGAAUACAUCGUAUUGGAGAUUUUCAAGAUGGAGCUGACUUGGAAUCAAAAAUUCUGCAAAGCAAAAUCAUAAUAUUGCCUGAAAAAGAUUUUCCGUGUGAUUUACCAAUUGUUGAAGAACAAGAUCCAGUAUCAAGUCAAGCUUCUAGUAGAAAUGAUCCACAACCUUCCACGAGUAGAGCUCUUUCAACUACAAGAGGUAGCGAUUCUGAUGAUUUUCAACCACAACAAACAUCUUUUAGACCUCAUCGUAAUGUACGUGCACGAGAAAAUUAUGUGUCAAGAAUUCAAUCACGAAGAAUUGAAGAGAGCGAAAGUGAGGAGCUGGACGAAGAUGACAAUGAAAUAAGUAUCAUCGAAGAAUCUCAUGCGAACAGUUAUCAUGUACUCCUACCAUCACUUCCAAAAGAUGCAGAAACAGCAACUAUUGAAGUAUCGAGAAAUAAUUGUGUUACUGAUCUUCUAAACAUUUACAAAGAUGAAGAAAUAUUGGAUAAAAAAUUGAAUGUUUCAUUUUUGGGCGAAGUAGGUAUCGAUGGCGGCGGUCUUACUAAAGAAUUAUUUAAUAUUUUCUUCGAACAAUCUGAAAAUAUAUUGUUGCAAGGUGAAGAUUGUCUCGUUCCAUAUUUACCAUUAAACAAAAGAAACGAGCAAGACAACUUUAUAUAUUUUGGACGAAUUCUUCAGCACAUGUUACUUUUAACUCAAACAAUUCCUAGUAAAUUAUCGAGAAUUACUUUGAUCCUUAUUGCAAAUCCUCCAGGCCUAAUGCUCAGACUUUCCUGGAACAACUACAAAUCAUUGGAACUGAAAUUCUUGUCGAAAUACCUAGAAGAUUAA
This is a messenger RNA of Agrilus planipennis (emerald ash borer), 3393 nucleotides long. RefSeq lists its product as uncharacterized. The record is from RefSeq and is a predicted model, not a curated record. Gene Ontology annotation, molecular function: nucleic acid binding; ubiquitin-protein transferase activity. The transcript is spliced from 5 exons. Gene Ontology annotation, biological process: DNA integration. Bases 1543 to 3393 code for a protein of 616 amino acids. Lineage: Eukaryota; Metazoa; Arthropoda; Insecta; Coleoptera; Buprestidae.